Pecten maximus is the source of this 4575-nucleotide messenger RNA. RefSeq lists its product as uncharacterized. The record is from RefSeq and is a predicted model, not a curated record. The transcript is spliced from 36 exons. Bases 1 to 4575 code for a protein of 1524 amino acids. Lineage: Eukaryota; Metazoa; Mollusca; Bivalvia; Pectinida; Pectinidae.
AUGGGAAACUUACAACUGUUUAGCUUUCUCUUUGCUGCUCUGAUAUGGCACAGUGGAGCAGUAAAAAAAGUGGUUACUGAAUUUGAACAAUGUGGAGAUCGCGAAAUCGACCUUGCAUUUAUCAUUGACUCAUCUGGAAGUAUUGGAUCAUCUGACUUUAAGUUGAUGCGCAAAUUUCUAGUUGACUUUCUUGAUGACAAUGCCGUUGAUACGGGUUCUGCUAAGGUGUCUGUUGUCUCAUUCUCCUCGUCUGCGCAGGUCGAAUUUUAUUUCAAUACUUACGACAGCAAAGAAGAUAUCCAGCGUGCCAUAAGAAAGAUGCCUUAUAUGAGUAGAGCUACAAACAUGACAGGAGGAUUCCGUUUGGCAAGACAGGAUGUUUUUAAUGUCGAUAAUGGCGACAGGCAGGAUGUAAAUGAUUUAGUAAUUUUGAUAACUGACGGGGAACCUAACAUAGAGAAAGGUGCCAAAUUGAGGGACGAAUUGAAGAAGUGGAAAGGUAAAGGCACAAAGCAAAUACCAAUAUUGGGAUUUGGAAUAGGUCCAGCAUUUGAAGAACAAGAAAAUAAAGAGCUUCUCCAAUCAAUUGUUUCAAGUGAGAUAACUGACGUCGAAAUGGUUGGCUACAUUGAUUCAUACGAAGCACUGGACGAACUUAGAGCUGAUGUAUUCAUGCAGAUAUGUAAAGUAAUCAAAAAGAUUUCGACAGUUAGGAAUGGAUGUGUGUUUAACGGUUGCAUGGACUGGGAUUCAGAGAAAAUGGACGGUUGUAAUAAGUACACGUGCUCGAGGAAAAGUGAAUGCAUGGGCGAUGACCAAAACUCCUGUCUUGGCUUUGAAGUAAAGCUCACUAAUCUCGGGUGCAGUGUAAAAGGACAGUGUCGUGAAGAAGAUUCUACUUGGAGCGAUAACAGCACAUGUGAAUCCUACCAGUGUAAACGUAGACAAGACAAAUAUGGCAAUCCUAUUGGACAAGUUGAAUUGACAGAUGAAAAAUGCUUGGAUCCUGAAGGAAUUUGUAGGGAUAUUGGAUACAAGUACAGUGAACAUUGCAUCGGGUUCAAAUGUGAACGAGUUGAGGAAGUUGAUCAGUCCGGAUGUAAACACGACGGAAAAUGCGUUCCCCUCGGUGAUUCGAUUAAAGAAGACUGCAACGAGUUAGUGUGUACAUACGACGACUCGACACAAUUGUAUGACUUCGUCAUGGACACGAUACGAUGUGACUACGAAUACCAAUGUUACGAAAUAGAUAGCCAAUGGGAAAAUGACGACAACUGCACCAAGUUCAAAUGCAUUUACAACGAAAAAAACAGGAAGGCUGUCGUGAGGGAAAGAGUAGCAGGAUGUAAAAUGGACGGGGGAUGUGUGAAAAAAGGAGAAUCUGUUGGAAAAGCACAAUGUAUUGAAUACAAGUGCAAUCCAGAUGGAGGCUUAGAUUUGGUAACCGCAGGGUGCCCUGUUAAGGACGAGUGCAAACCUGUAGGCUCUUCCUGGCGUAAGCCAGGGGUUUGUGCCCAGUUUUAUUGCCGUGAAGGGGAAUAUGAGGAAGGAUAUGUAUCUACAAUUACGGAUAAAGACAUCGAGUGUCUUGACUUCCAAGGAAAUUGUAUGAAACCAGGAGAAACGACAAAGGACAAUUGUCACACGUAUACAUGUGGAUAUAACGGCAAAUUGAAGAGAACAGAUGCAGCGUGCAAGUACAAGGGAGAGUGUUACAACAUCGGCGAUAUAUGGGAAGAUAGGGACAAAUGUAAAGAAUUCAGGUGCAAAGCUGACGAAACUAAAGGUGCUGUGUACUUCGGGCUAAGAAAUGGAUGCGUUGACGAGGAUGGAGUUUGUUACAAGCCAGGAGAGACACGCAAAGUGCCGUAUUCCUGUGUCACAGAAGUGUGCGGUAUUGAUCACAUUUUGAGAGCUAAUCUAUGCGAAUACAAAGAAAAGUGCUUCGAAAUUGGCCAGGAUUGGAUAGACUAUGAUGACUGUCUCACAUUUUACUGUAAAGAAGAUCCGGUCACCGCCACAGCUGUAAUGGAAGAAGAACCGUAUGGUUGCCUUUGUGACAAGAAAUGUCACGCUCCAGGAACAAUUAUCAAGAAGGGAUGUGAGACUUUCGAAUGUAUGGCUGACGGUAGAGGUUUCAAUCCCAUCGACGAAGAAUGUCCAUGGGAAGGCGAAUGCAAAGCAGUUGGCACAAAAUGGUUCAGCAAAGACGAUUGUGUCAAGUAUGGCUGUGUUCAAAAGGAAGAUGGGGUAUCCGUCGAGGAAAUAAUCCACGGGUGUGAAGACUCUUACAGAGACAGAUGCUUCAGAAACGGCGCUAUAGUUGGAGACAAAUGCAUCAAGUUUAAAUGUGAUAAGGGCAAAAUGGUUCCUUUAACCGUCGGAUGUCCCCAUGAUGGCAGAUGCAUGAACGUAAGUGAAGUGAUCAAGGAUGAAGAGUCUUGUAUACGGUACGAAUGCGCCGUGGAGGAAGAAGGAGAAGGCUAUAUUAAAACUAUCAAAAAGGAAAGAGCUGGGUGUAUGGACCACGAAACUUGCUACUGGCGUGGUCAGACAAAAACAGAAGCAUGUGUCACAUACAAGUGUUUAAAAGGUGGUUUCAAGGUCGUAGAUGCACAAUGUGAAUUCAGAGGUAAUUGCAAGUUCCUGAAUAGUAAAUGGGAGCACGAGAAAAAAUGUUUGACCUUUUCCUGUGAAAAAAAGGGUGACGCUGAAAUUCCAAAAGUCAAAAGGGAUCUUUGGGGAUGCAGGGACGAGAAGGGAAAAUGCCACAAAUUUGGAAAGACGAAAAGGAUAAACAAAUGUGUAACUUACGAAUGUGAAAGAAGGAAGGGAUAUGGUGCUCAAUUUUUCCCAAAAGAAGUCGGUUGUGAGUUCCGCAAAAAGUGCAAGGCGGUCGAUGAGGAGUGGGUGCACAAGAGGAAAUGUGUUAAACAAACAUGUUUAUACACCGAGGGAUCAGAUCUUCCUGAAAUCAUGAGUUCACCUUACGGUUGUAGAACUGGAGGCAAGUGUUAUGCAUUCGGCGAGCGUAUCACAGACGAUGAAAAUGAAUGUGUGAAAUACGAAUGCACUAAAUACGAAAUAUUUUCACCUGUGGAAACAGGAUGUAUGUACAAGGGACAAUGUAAGAAAGACCGUUCCAGAUGGGUCGACAGGGAGAAAUGCAUCCGCUACAAAUGUAAAUCAGAGGCGGUCAAUCCCUCUCAGGUCAUCAUGCACAAGAAAAAGGAAAAAGGUUGCAAGGAUUUCGAAGGAAACUGUAUGUGGCCAGGAGAUACCAUCGUCAAGGACUGUACGACAUACCUAUGUGAUCCGACAAAGGGCACACUCGUCAUUGUUAAAGAAGAUUGUCAAGAUGGCGAUAAAUGCAGACCCCUUAAUUCAGAAUGGUUUGACCCCGAAACUUGCACCGACUUUCGAUGCAUUUACUCACCUGCUCUGAAAGAUAUAAUCAUUGACGCUAAGACAACAGGUUGUAAAAAUGACGAUGGACGAUGCUUCCAGAAGGGAGAUAAGAAAGAAGAAGGAUGCACCAAAUUUCUUUGUAACAAAAACUCAAACUUUAGGCCUGUGGAUAUAGGCUGCAUGUGGAGGAAAAAGUGCUACAAGGUUGGCGAGUCAUGGCAGAAAAAUUGUGUCGUGUACACGUGUGAGCUUGUCUCUAAAGGAAACAACUUCGUGGAAACACACGUGAAUGCGUCUCAUGGAUGUCUAUGCGAGAGUGGCGGUUGCUACCGACCCGGAGAUAUUCGCACCAACGGAUGUCUUCAGUAUGCCUGUCAGGAAGGUGGAGAGUUUGAGGUAUCGAAGUUCGCUUGUACGACUCCCGAAGGGUGUUUGAAACCUGGUGACUUUUAUAUGGAUAAGAAAGAAUGUGUGGAAUACACCUGCAGUAGGAAGACUCGAUCCCUCGAACCAGUGAACAGAAGUUGCAAAUGGAAAGGUGAGUGCAAGGAGAGGGAUUCCAGAUGGUUUGACAAAGACUCGUGCCAGGCAUAUAAAUGUGUCUACAGCCCAGCGGACAAUGAUGUAAAGAUUGUGGAAAGAACGGCAGGAUGCAGAGACGAUGAAGGUCAGUGCACGAGAUCAGGGAAGGAAAUGCCUUCAACCAACGAAUGUGUCAAAUUUGAAUGCGAAAAUGGAGAUUUCGUACCUACGGAAAUUGGAUGUGAAUGGAACGGAAAGUGUGUUCCUCGUGGCUCCUCUUGGCUAGAAGAUUGUGUUCAAUACUCGUGUCAGGUAGAAGAACAAGGACCGACAUAUAUCGAAACCACAGUAGUAGCACACCAUGGUUGCUUUGAUUGCUCGGGAACGUGCUACAUGCCCGGAGAGAUCAUCACCCAGGGAUGUAUGAUUAGGGAAUGCACGUGGGGAGGUAUAUUCCAAAAUGUCAAAGUUGGUUGCAUGUCAAAAUCAGGGGAAUGUUUUGAUAUUGGUGAAAAGGUUAACUACGGUAUUCGAGAACAGAUUUGUGGAGACGACGGUUACUUAACUCCAGUUGAUCCGCUAUUUAUUUACACUUAUCCAUCACAUAUGCCAAUUCAAUUAACAUAUAAGUAUAUGUCAGAGUAG